Molecule: messenger RNA, 1473 nt
Organism: Cordyceps militaris CM01
Lineage: Eukaryota; Fungi; Ascomycota; Sordariomycetes; Hypocreales; Cordycipitaceae
Product: splicing factor 3a subunit 3, putative
Exons: 2
Coding region: 1-1473 (490 amino acids)
Biological process (GO): mRNA splicing, via spliceosome
Cellular component (GO): spliceosomal complex; nucleus
Molecular function (GO): zinc ion binding; RNA binding
Source: RefSeq, a predicted model, not a curated record
AUGCUCGUUCUGGAGGAACAACGGUACAUACAAGAGGAUCUCGAGCGCCUCGAGCAAGCUAUCGCCGAUCGCGUACGCGCUGAACCCAAGAAUAUUCGCGAUCGAUUGAACAGAGACCAUGAGGUUGCGCAACUCCUCGACCAGAUCCAGUCGCAAUCAAAAGCUUUGCUCGCCAUUUACAAAGACGAGAAUGGCAGCCGUAGGCAAGAAAUCCAACAACUCGGCACGGGCGAUCCCUUUGCCGAAUUCUAUAAGCAAGUCGGCGACAUACGAGCGCACCAUGCCCGAUACCCAAACGAGCAGGCCGAAAACUCGGAGCAGCGAUACCGCCCUCGGCGGCCCGAUGAAAUUGCCAUGCCCUCCGUCGUCGAAACACUCUUUAGUGGCGAGGAAGCCUACGGACGAUUUUUUAACCUCAAUACCUCGCACGAAGCGUAUCUAAACCUACCCAACGUCAAGCGACCCAACUAUCUGCAGUAUCUUGAAAUUUUCGACCACUUUACGCCCGGCCAAGGCGGAUUGAAGAGAGCCGACAAAAUGACGGACCAAUACUUUAGCUACGUCGGUGGUCUGGCGUCGUACUUGGAAAGCUUUAUGCGCCGUACGAGACCUCUGGAAGAUGUGGACAAGACCUUGUCCUCGUUUGACGACGAAUUCGACGCCAAGUGGCAAAAGGACGACGUGGAGGGGUGGCAAAGCAGUACUCCGGCGAACGGCAGCGCCACCAAUCUCAGCACUCCCGAGGCAGUAUGGUGCGAAGACUGUGAAAAGGAGUUCAAAAACGAAAGUGUACACAAGAACCAUUUGACGGGCCGAAAGCACAUCAAGGCCGCCGAGCAAAGAAAGGCCGGGAAAUCUACCGUCUCGGCCACGCGACUCAAGGAGCGUGCCAUCGCGCAGCGCGAAGACCGCGUGAAGCGUCUAGCCAGCGCCAUGAGCACGGAGCGCAGCGACACGCGGGUCAACGUGGAGCGCAAGCAGGGCAUGACGGAGCGCGAGCGCCGGCAAGAACUGGACAACCUGUUCAACCCUGCCGAAGAGCAGCGCCAGACGACCGGCGAAGGCGACGACGACGAUAACGACGACGACGACAAGAUUUACAACCCGCUGAAGCUGCCGCCCGGCUGGGACGGCAAGCCGAUUCCGUACUGGUUGUACCGCCUGCACGGGCUCGGCGUUGAGAUGGAGUGUGAAAUUUGCGGCAACUACGUGUACAUGGGACGACGGUCAUUCGACAAGCACUUCAACGAGGCGCGCCACAUUUACGGCCUCAAGUGCCUCGGCAUUAACAACACAUCCUUGUUCAGAGACGUUACGGGCAUUGAGGAGGCACUGAAUCUGUGGGAGAAGAUCCAGAAGUCGGAGAAGAAGGCCAAGGUUGACGAAGGAAGCCUAGUGCAGAUGGAGGAUGGUGAGGGAAAUGUCAUGCCAGAGAAGGUGUACUAUGAUUUGCAGAAGCAGGGUUUGCUGUGA